AUGUGCGAUCCUUUUUCUGCGGAUUUCGACCCAGUGCUGGCAUUACAAUAUUCACCAGACAGCGGUGGUGAGGUUUUUCACGGGAAUUUGGACGACUUCGAGCGGGCAUUUGUCGAAGAACAGUCAGUAGUCGCCAGGCUUAUGUGUGAACUCGACGGAUCAUUGGGGCGAAAGAGCAAAAAACGAAUGAAACGGGACCGUGUUGCUCGUUUGGAAGAGAUGACAGUAAACGGUCGCAAAUUGUUUGAAAGAAGCAUAAAACCAUCGAAGAGAACAACCCAUGUACGAGAAGCAAACGAACAUUAUCUAAUUUCAUCAAACACAGAGGCUGAAAUGUCGUGGUUUGGAUUCGGUUUUGCUUCCGAUGGGUAUCCAUGGUUCAACAAGCCGAGCACAAUACACAACCAGUCGUUUGCUGAUCAAAUGUCGUCGCCUUAUCAGGCAAAAGAUCGUCGGAGAGUGGAGGUGAACAAUCGCUCAUUAAAUCGAGUGGAUCACAUUGACCCUGGAGAGGUACUAGUUCCCGAUCGCCACAUGAGUAUUGUUCUUCGGGACGUAGAUAAUGCUGCUUUGCACGGACGCGGUUCCGAGCGCCUUCUCGAUCGUCGAAAACCUGAACAAGAUGAUCUUCUUGUACGGUCACAUUUGAUCCUUUCUCGUCGUUCAGUAGUUGAGAGUCGCCUUCAAUCAACUAGCACUCCAAGAUAG
This is a messenger RNA of Angiostrongylus costaricensis, 708 nucleotides long. Lineage: Eukaryota; Metazoa; Nematoda; Chromadorea; Rhabditida; Metastrongylidae. The record is from the annotation of a GenBank genome assembly.